This is a messenger RNA of Caenorhabditis angaria, 4523 nucleotides long. Lineage: Eukaryota; Metazoa; Nematoda; Chromadorea; Rhabditida; Rhabditidae. The record is from the annotation of a GenBank genome assembly.
AUGUUAAACAUUAUAUUUUUGUUAUUAACUUUUCCCCUAAUUUCAUACAGUCAAAUAUGUUCGACAAUCACUUUGGAUUCAUCACAACCUUUGGGUAAGUUAUUUUAAAAUAAAAAUCAAAAUAAUGUUAUUUAUUGAUUCAGAUGAAUAUUACAUCUACAGUAAUGAAUUGACAAUAAAUACAACUCGAGUUGCAUAUGUUAUUUCAAAAUCUCUUCCAACUUCUGAUUUCGAACUUGUCUCAUCUUCUGCUCGUUUACUUUCUUCAAAUGAUUCCGCUUGUCUUGAUACAUGUACAAUUACAAUCGCAAGUUAUAUUGAUAUAAAUCAAGGUGAUCAACACAGUGUUUUGCAUUUCGAUUCCGAUCAUACUUAUUAUAUUCCACCAAAUUAUGUUCGAGAUAACACAUCUUCAUUUACUUGUGCAAAAUAUGCAGGAUACUGUGGAGCAACUAUUCCAGUUUAUCGAUAUUAUAAAAUUAUGUCAAGUGGUGUUUGUAAGUUUUGAUUUGAUUUUAUUUUAUUGAAAUAUCAAUUCACAUACUUUUUUUAGAUCAUGCCUAUUCAUUUGGACAAGAUUCAAUUGAUGGAUAUUAUCAAGAAACUGUUCCGAUUUGUUAUGGCUGGAAUAAUUCUAAUUCAACAUCUUCACCGAUUCAAUAUUCUUUACAAACUUGUGAUUCUCAAGUUUAUGCUGUUUCAACAAGCAGUUCAAGUUUUGUUGAUUUGAAUAUUUAUGACAAUGGAAAAUUGGGAGUUGAAAGAGAUCAUUGGUAUACUGUAAAACAAGAUGGAGAUUCUGAAUUAAGUGGAUAUUCGAAAAUUGGAACAUUGGGAAAAGUAUUAAUAUCUUAUAAGAAUACAACAUGUACUUGUCUCGAAAAACUUGUUCAAAAAUACGAUAAUCAAACAGGAAUGUUUCGUAUGUUUAAAAUCUAGAUUAUUAAUCAACAAAUAUUUUUCAGAUCGAAUUGAUCAUAAAUUAACAACAAGUGAAAAUAAUCAACCAUAUGAACAAUAUUAUGAAACUGGCGAAGUUGUUUAUUGCGCAAGAAAAGAAAAUGAUUGUGGAGCAACACUUCCACUUUAUAAAUAUUUCCAGUUUUAUGAUAUUGAUACAAUGUAUUCAACUAAUUCAACACCAAUUCCAUAUGCUUUUCGAAUUCCAUCAACACCACUUUGUUAUAUUUGGUCAUUGGAUUAUAAUGGAAUGAUAUCUGGAAAUAAUAAUAAUAAUACAACGGUAUCUGAUAUUCAAACAACAACUGAAGGGACAAUUGAGGAGUCUACAAUAUCUGAUUGGGGAACAACUCAUGAAACAUCUUCCACGCAAAACCCGUCAACAAUUUCUGAAUGGGCAACAAGUUCGCAAUCUCCAUCGACUUCCCAAACUUCAUUGUCUGAUUCCGGAACUGGAUCUCUUGAUCUUUUCACCUCAACUCAAUUGCCAUCUACAGUAUCAAGUUGGGAUUCUAGUUCAACAACAUUAUUUGAUAUGAUUACAUCAACACAAUUAACAGCAACAGUAUCUGAUCAGUAUAUAACAUCUCAAGAACCAUCAACAACACAAGAUCAUUCUACGGUUUCUGAUUGGGGAACAUCUUCACAAUCACCUUCGACAGUUUCUGAGUGGGGAACUUCGAGCCAAUCACCAGCUACAUUAUCAAACUGGGAUACCACCACACAAAACCCAUCAACUAUUUCAGAAUGGGAAACUUCGAGUCAACAACAAUCUACAGUAUCCACUUGGGACACAUCCACUCAAAAUCCAUCAACUAUUUCAGUUUGGGGAACUAGUUCAUCCGCAACUUCAACUAUUUCAUCUUGGGACACUUCAACGCAUCAACCGCCUACGGUUUCUGAUUGGGGAACUUCUUCUCCAUCCCCUUCUGAAUGGGAUAGUUCUACUCAGAAUCCUUCGACGGUUUCAUCAUGGGAUACAUCAACACAUCACCCACCAACAGUGUCUGAUUGGGGAACAAGUCCGUCGGCACCAUCAACACUUUCCGAUUCGGGAACAUUAUCUGAAACCUCUCCAACUACUUCUGUAUGGCCUACUAGUUCCUCCCUACCUUCAACCGUCUCAGAAUGGGGAACUUCGAGUCAGCAACCAUCCACAGUAUCCACUUGGGACACUUCAACUCAAACACCUUCCACUAUUUCGGUAUGGGGAACAUCCUCUCCAUCUCCGUCAACAGUUUCUGAAUGGGGUACUAGUUCUCAAUCACCAUCUACAGUCUCUAGUUGGGACACAUCUACUCAUAGUCCUUCGACUAUUUCUGAAUGGGGAACUUCAAAUCAACAACCAUCAACAGUAUCUGGAAGUUCUCCAGAAUUGUCAACAAUUUCAUCUUGGGACACAUCAACUCAAAGUCAUUCAACAAUUUCUGAUUGGGGAACAUCUGUUUCAUCUUCAACUCAAAAUUCCUUAUCAGAUUCUGGUUCUCCAACUCUUUCUAUAAUUGAUGAAGAAUCAACUCCUUUAAUAACAACAACUGCAAAUGUAAUUAUGAUAACUGGUCCAUUAUUCAAUCUUCUUCCAACAUCAACAAUUUCAACUCCAAAAACAGAAGGUCAGAUUACAAAACGAGAAACAGGUCAUAAAGAGGGAGAUUGGUUGGCUGUAGCAUGGAAUUCUUUAUUGUGGAAUUACACUUAUGUUACAGAUUCCUCACAAUCGACAACAAUAUCUUCUGUUACGACUUCAUCAAACGAAACAGCAAAUUAUGGUAUUCAAAAAUAUUCGAAAAACUUGAAUCUAAACUAAUCUAAACAAAUUACAGAACUUCCAACAAAUGGAAUGAAUACAAUUGAAGAAGGAAGUGGAAUGUCUGUUAAAGAUUUUAUUGAUAAAGCAAUUUAUACAUUAUCAGAUAAAACAACAACAAUUCAACCAGAAAAUGAUGGUAUGACACAUUGAAACUUGAAAACUGAAUACUGAAAUUGAAACAUGUUUUCAGAAGAUGAAACCACAAUUGUUUCGGUCAUUGAUAAAGUUUUAAAUGCUGGAGGAAACUUGAUUGAUAUUGCCAAAAAUAAUUCCGUUGUCGAUGUUAUAACAAACAGUACUGGAGAAGUUGUUGAUUCUGUUAGCAAUGCAUUAUCAGAUGGUGGAAAUUCUGUUUUAGAAAAUAUUGAUACUGUAACAAUUGGAAGUAUUAUUGAUGAAAUAUCAGAAGAAAGUGAGUAGAUGAAAAGAAAAAUCAUAAAAGCAAAUAAAUUUUUACAGCAAAUUCAAUUAUUGGAAAUGUGACUAUUCCAAGUAUUGAAUCCGGAACUAUUGCAACAAUUAUCGAAACUGUUCCAAGUGGAGGCAAGUUUUAGUGAUCUAGACAGUAACUGUAUGGGAUUUAUAACUUUAAAAUGAAUUUAAAUUACCAAGAAAUAUUUGAACAUAAUUUUCAAGAAGUUUUAAAAAGAAUUUAAAAAUUCUUUUGUUAUAGAAAAACUUGAAAAAAUCCUAGUUUCAGCUGGUACAAUCAUUGAUGUUAUAUCUGAAAAUGGGGGAGCUCUAGUGGAUGCUGUUACAAAUGAAACUGUUAUUCCUUCACUGACAAAUAAUUCGGUAGUAGAAGUUCUAAAAAAUAAUACUGGUGGAUUUGUGGAUUCUGUUAGUGAUGCUAUUUCGGAGGGUGGAAGCAGUGUAUUGGAAAAUGUUGGAAACAUGAUUGAUUCAGUUACUAUUCCAAAUAUUGUUGAAUCAGCAACUAUUUCUACAAUUAUUGAAUCUGUUCCGAAUGGAGGUAGAAUGCGUUUCAAAGGUGGUAGUUAGAAAUCAUAUUAUAUGCUUUCAGUGAGCACAAUAGUUGAUAUAAUUGGUGAAACUGGGGGAGGAUUAGUGGGCACUGUCAUCAAUGGAACUGGAAAUCUUACAAAUAAUAGUGUAGUCGAAACGCUGACCGAAAAUACCGGAGGAUUUGUUGAUACUAUUAGCAAUGCUUUAUCUGAUGGAGGUAACGCUGUAUUGGAAAAUGUUGAAACAGCAAUUGAUUCAGUUACUGUUCCAAAUAUUGUUGAAUCUGCAACUACGAUAGUUGAAUCCAUUCCGAACGGAGGUAAAAUAACGAGCAGAAAUAAUUUAAACAGUACAAUUUUUCAGUGAGUACGAUAGUGGAUAUAAUUGCAGAAAAUAGUGGAUCUGUUACAAAUGGAACUAUGAUUGAAACUAUUGCAAAUGAAGGUAAAAAGACAGUUUUUGAAAAUUUUGAAAACAAUUUUUCAGGAAGCUCUGUGAUCGAAGCAGCAACAUCUAUCAUUGAAACUAGAUCGAUUUCAGAAACUGCUGAUGGAGGUAAUCAAAAAUUAAAACAACAAAAAAUAUAAAAAUUUAUGAUAAUUUAUGAUAAUUUUCAGCGAUUGACACAAUAUCAAACACUGGUUCAGAUCUUUUGAACACCGUCGAAAACAAUGUUCAAAAUUCAACAGUUUCCGAAAUUAUAUCCGCAAGUCUAUCAACAAUUCAAAAAACUCCCGAAAUAAAUUGGAAUGGAGGAAUUGUAACCGGACCAUUAGUUUUUAAUUGA